Molecule: messenger RNA, 687 nt
Organism: Blepharisma stoltei
Lineage: Eukaryota; Ciliophora; Heterotrichea; Heterotrichida; Blepharismidae
Source: the annotation of a GenBank genome assembly
AUGGACAAGAAGGAUAAAAUCAUUAAGCAACUGCAAGAGCGUGUAAAUGAGCUAGAAGAUAUCAAUCAGUCUUUGAAUGAAACUAUUGAAGUCCUUCUUCGCCGCAACAAAGAGCUAGAAUCCAAGCUUUCAGCAGAAUCUCCAAAACACAUCCCUUCAAGUCCUUCAACUCGUCCUUCCACAACUACAUCUGAAUACAGCCAAGACGUCCUCCAGCAUAUCCAAAUGGACAAUUUAUCAUUUUUCCAAUCACUUAUCUCUAAUGGUUUAUCAAUUGAUCGCCAUUUCGAGGAAUCAGGCACUUUUUUAAUCCAUGAAGCCGUAAAAUCAGGCGCUAUUAAAAUCCUGCAUUUUCUAUCAUCAAGAUGCAAUGUAAACGCUGUUUCUGAUGACGGGGAAACUCCUUUGACGCUAGGAGCAGAACUGGAAAAGCAUGAUUCUAUUUGUAUGCUUUUACAAGCUGGGAGAGAUAAAGUUGAUUUAGAACACAAAAAUAAGCAAGGACUAACAGCUCUGCAGAUAGCUGUGAAAAAAGGAAAUAAAGAAAUUGUUAGCUUGUUGCUGGAACAUGGAGCGGAUAUAACAGUUACUACUGUGCUUGGAGAUUCUUUAUUGAGGAUGGCUCAACGUGCUGGGCAUCAAGAGAUAGUUUUGUUGCUAGCAAAUUCAGGAGCUUCUUUAAGAUAA